UGCCCACUAAACAGUUACAGCUUUAUAGAAACGUGUUUAAGGCAGAAAUUUAUAUAUACGUGGGCGACUUUAGGUAAAAGCCAGACGAUCUUGAGUCGGUAAUGGUUGACUUGUGGGUCACGGACUCGCUCACUUUUAAUUUAUAUCAGCUAAGCUAGAUAGCAGCUUACAACCACUGCAUGCUAUAUUAUAUAUAUAAUGUUAAGCUAUAAGUAGCUUAACAUUUGCUGUUUGUUGGCUGUCAGUCAUGAUGUAGUGUCAUUAACCUUACCUUUACAAAGUCCCGUUUACCUAUAUGACAACCAGAUAUCUGUGUUCAUGUAGUUUUGGGAUAGUUAUGGCAUCUCCGGGGUAUUUUGGUGACGGUCCGCACAUGUCUGAACGUGACCCGUAUUUCACUGAGGUCAUCAACCAGAAGAUGCGCGUGCCUGACAGGCUGAGGUUCGGUAUCGGGCCUCAUACGCACGAGCCUGGGAACCAGAGACCUGAAGGUCCACCUGCAGCCUACAGCAUGCACAUACCAGACAGACUGGCUUUAACAGAUGUUCCUGACCUGAGUCCACGCCCUCUCUUCUCCAAAAACGCGUCAUCAUUAUGGGACCUGCAGCAUGGUUCUUGGGACAGGGAGGUGUUCAUGAGAGAGCCUGUUCAGAGUCCACUGCGUAGGUCUUAUAGUGACCAGGCUUUUGGUCGGACCCCACCUGGAACCCCCACACACUCCAAACAAGCCCUCCACUGCCAGUCACCUCGCAGUGUUGGACGUACCCCUGUUGUACACACGAUCCCGUCCCGGCCAAAACCCCCGGGACCUCCGAGCAUCCCACCCAACCUGCUCUCUCCACAGAGCAUACUGCAGGCCGCCAAGGUGCUGGGCCAACAGGCUUCUCAGAAAAUCCUCCAGACCGUCACCAAAAAAUACUCCAACAGGUUCGGUCACCCUGAAAACCGCCCGUCCCAGGCUGUGGUGGUUCAUCCUGAUCAGAGCAGGACAAGUGCCUCACAAGAGUACUGGCUCAGCCCAGAGGACGACACAGGAACCGCUGUUGAAUUUAUGGUUCUCCGCAGACAGGUGGUGAAGAUGAGCAGGCGGAUAGCAGGUCUUGAGAGACAAAACGCAGAGCACAGACAGACCGAGCUGGUGUUGUUCUCGCUGCUGGCGUCUGCCUGCCUGAUCAACGGCUGGCUGUGGAUGCGCAGAUGACAGCUCAUACCACAGACAUACCCAAUAACACUAUAUAAACACACAGCUUUAAAAGAGAAAUGCUGAAGAUGUACGUUUUAGCUAAAAACGGGGUGUAUUUGGGAGCCAGCCAAGUUGAGGGAUGGAUGGCAUGGAAAGCGCUCCUGUAUAGGACUGUACAUUGUGAAGACAAGAGGCAUAAUUAUGCUGUACUAUCAUAAAAUCACAGUAGUGACAUGAAGCACUAAUGGAAGUUUGGUUUAUAAAUGGGAGGUGAUGUGUAUUCUCAUAUUGAGCAGUAUUGUGAAUAUCUACACUUUAGCAGUUGUUUAGAAUUGAUGUCUCUGGCUCUUUUUAUUAGAACCCUAUAGCAGCUGUUGAGCAUGGUCAAAGUGUAUAAAAAUGUUUGCAUGCUUUUUAAAAUUAGCUAAUUUUGCUCCAGAUAAUAUUAUGAAUUUGUAUUUUGCUUCCAGUUAGGUGUUUAGAUACCAUUUUCAAUAAAAAAAUGAAUAUGUGUAAUGUAUAUUUAAAAUAAAUAUUGGAAUAAAUUGUU
This is a messenger RNA of Paramisgurnus dabryanus, 1733 nucleotides long. The record is from RefSeq and is a predicted model, not a curated record. NCBI's taxonomy places the organism in Eukaryota, Metazoa, Chordata, Actinopteri, Cypriniformes, Cobitidae.